This is a messenger RNA of Polyodon spathula (Mississippi paddlefish), 1445 nucleotides long. RefSeq names its product nuclear factor of activated T cells 2 interacting protein (gene nfatc2ip). The transcript is spliced from 8 exons. NCBI's taxonomy places the organism in Eukaryota, Metazoa, Chordata, Actinopteri, Acipenseriformes, Polyodontidae. Bases 55 to 1095 code for a protein of 346 amino acids. The record is from RefSeq and is a predicted model, not a curated record. Gene Ontology annotation, biological process: cytokine production; positive regulation of transcription by RNA polymerase II.
GCCUUUACAAAGUAAAAUGAGUUCAUUCUAUUGCGUGGCCACUGCUGUAUUUAUAUGUGUGUGUGUCAGUGUUCGGAGAGCAGUGACAGUGAUGUGGAGAUCACAGAGGCCCGGGCUCCUGUUCCCAAGCGCCGCAGAAUCGUCGACCCAAGCUCCGUGUCCACAGUACCAGUGUACUCUGACCAGGUGAGUAGGAGUCUUCUUCUCUACCCUGCAGCAAUCAGAUACAACUCAGAUGUUGAGCGGGAGGGGCAUUUCUCCUGGGCCCAAUCACAGAAGGACUUCCCGGCCACACCCUUAAAGAAGAAGAGCCAGACAACCACUUUGGAGAUCUCAGACUCAGAGGAGGAGCCUAACAAAGAGCCGCCCUGGACUAGCUCGCCCUCCCCUCCCUCCACACCACACUGCCCCCAGAGACGGAAGGGGCGUGCCUUCAGAAAAAUCAGGGAGGUGGACAGAAAACUGAAUGAGGUGGGGGCCAUGCUCUCUCCUGUCUCCCAGAAUACCCGGCUGCGGGAAACUGCGGUCGGCAGGGAUGACGACGACGAUCUCAUCCUGUUGACCACUCCCCCUUGGGAAACGCUGCAGUCUGAUUCGCCAAGAGAGCUGGUGCUGAAAAUACGCUGCAGAGCUGAUCUGUACAGGAUACCAGUGAAAACAACAGACCCUCUGAGCAGGGCAGUGGAACAGCUGUCAAUCAAACUCAAGGUCCCGCCCUCCAGGAUACUGCUGCUGCGGAAGGAGGCGGAGCUUCCUGUGGUCGCCACAGCAACAGAGCUGGGACUGGGCAUCGCUGACAUCAUUGACUGUGUUGUGAUCUCUGAGGGGGACAGACAGGGGGACAGCGCACAGGGACAGGGGGACAAGGACACCAUCACGCUGAGACUGCAGGGAAGGGACAAGGAUUCUGUUCAACUCAUCUCAGCCAAGAGGGAUGCCCCCCUGCGCUCAGUCCUCCUGCAGUAUCGCACACGCGCCGGUUUGGAUCCCCAGCACAGCGUGCGCUUCCUGUUUGACGGAGAGAAGGUUCUGGAAGAGGCUUCGCCUACCAGCCUCGACAUGGAGGAUGGUGAUGUCAUCGAGGUGUGGCUGUGAACCCCUGCGCCCCAAAACCACAAACUGAGCGAGUCAAACAGCAGACGAGCAUUUGGGCUCUAGCGCUUUUAACAGUGUAGUGUGUGUGUGUUCACAGACGCAGAUACACACACACAUACACAGGCACAAACGCAUACACGCACGCACACACACAUACAGACACAGACACACAUUACACUGAUGAUGGCAUUAGAGCCCAGAUGCUUGCCUGCUUAACAAAUACAGUAUUGGACAGGGCUUUUCCACAGUGGUUUUGCUUGUUGAAAUGACUAUUUUUUUUUAAUAAUAUAGCACUUUUGUCCUUGUACAGAAUGAUUGAUAAUAAUAGUAAUAAAGUUAUUUAAAAAAUA